AUGCUAAAUUCUCUCUUUUUGCUGUCAAUCAAGAAAGUAUAUGAUAAGAAAUUCCAACUCAAGAAGGUUUCAAAGUACAUACACUUGAUAGCAGCUGCCAAAGACGUGAAUUUCAUUUUUGCUGAAGAUUCAUAUUUUACGCCCAAUGCAACUGCCGACUUUAUUCCGCCAUCGCAAUUGAAUUACACUUGGAUACCAAUGAAAGCUUCGGAAGAUUUCAAAUUUAAUGAAACUAAAAAGAAUUGGUUCGCAUUUAAAGGAAAUGUUAAAAUUCCAAAAGAAUAUUCACCACAUAGAGAUAUUUUACGUCUUACAUUUGAUGUGGCUGCACAUUACAAUGUCCGUCGCUGGGAUGAUGAAUUCCCUGCCGGACCAGAAGGACAAAUUUGGUUAAAUGGAAAACAUGUAGGCGCAAUUGAUGAAUUUCAUAAUUCUCAUAUUAUUACAGAAGGAGGGUUAGUUGAAAUUCGUCUUUAUACAGGCAGAUGCAGUUCAAGUCACGUUUUAAAUAAAUUUGGAAUUACAAUUUCAAACAGAUGGGCCGAAAAACUAUACUAUUAUCUAAAGGUUACAGAAAAGUUAUUGAAAGACAUACCAGAAAACAAUACACAGCGCGACCAAAUAAUAGAUAUCUUAAAUGAAGUUUUGCCAAUGAUAGACAUCAGAGAAAUAACAUGGCCGAUUGUAUUACCAAUUGUACGAUAUCAUGAUCGUGAUUUGAGCAAUUUCUUCGGUUCUCUUCCAAAUGCUUUAGAUAAACUCAUGAAAUUACUUAAAACAUUGCCUCAGCAUACAGAAGACGAUCCAUUUAUUAAUGUUAUUGGCUACUCACACCUUGAUUCAGUCUGGGAAUGGCCAUUUAACAUUUCUCAUUACAAAUUCCGAAAUACAGUGUCAUCAAUGAUCCAUUUAUUCGAAAAUCCACCAACAGACGAGAUACCCAAGUGGAGAUUCCUCGCUACAUCGCCAUUACAUUAUAAAUGGCUCGAAAAAGAUGAUCCAAUUUUAUUUGAGAAGUUGAUGGAAUACGCAAAGAAGGAUAGAAUAGAAGUAGAUGGUCUAACAUUUGUAGAAAUGGACACGAAUUUACCAAGCGGAGAAGCUUUGGUAAGACAAGUUUUAUAUGGCGUCAAAUACUUCGAAGGAAAGCUUGGAUUCAAGCAAUCAACACUUUUCCUACCUGAUUGUUUCGGUUUUUCACCGUCAAUUCCUCAAAUUUUGAAGAACGCCGGAAUUGAAAAUUUCGUAACUUCAAAAAUUUCAUGGAAUGAGUACAACAGCUUCCCACACCAUACAUUCAUAUGGAAAGGAAUCGAUGGCUCCCAAAUUUACUCCCAUUUCAUCACAACUCCAAGCAGCUGGUCGUACCAAGCAUUCACUUACACCGGAUUAUGUAACAUGAGGGAAAUUGUUGGAACAUACUCUUGUUACAACGAAAAAUUCAUCAAUGGUGUUGCAUUGCAUACUGCUGGAAAUGGUGAUGGCGGUGGAGGACUCACUGAAGAGAUGCUUUACAACAUGGAAGUCCUAAACAAACUUCCGAAAAUUGAAGGAGUUCCUCACUUAAAAUUCAAUAAACUCUCAGAAAUUUUUGAGAAGAUCAAAAAAUACCAAGAAAAAUUACCACUUUGGGAUGGGGAAUUAUAUCUAGAAUAUCAUAGAGGAACAGCAACAACACAAGAACUUGUCAAGAAACAGAACAAAAUGUUAGAACAAACUUUACAUAAUGUUGAAUGGUUGUUAUCAAUUUAUAAGUCACUUUUCUGGCAAAAUAAUGUCACUUUUUAUAAAGAAGCGAUAGAAGAAUUAUGGGAAGAAACAAUGAUGUUACAAUUCCAUGACAGUUUGCCAGGAACAUGCAUCAAUGAGGCAAAUAAUGAUAUUGUUAUGAAAGGCCAAAACACACUAAGAAAAUUAAACAAAUUACAAAAGAAUUUGACAGAAAAAUUGACAGAAAAGAUGAAAGUUUCCACAGAAGAAAACACAAAAAUUUUGUUCAAUACUUUGCCAUUUGUAAGAAAAUUGAAUGGAAUAACAGUUCCUUCUGGCGGUUGGACAUUUACAACUACAGAAUUUCCAUAUAUUGACUACAAAGUAGACAUGUAUGAGAUUCUUGAAUCCAGCUCUGAAUACAAGAAGAAUGAAUUCAAUUUCUCUUUCAUUGAGCCUAAAAAUGACAUAAAAGUUUCUUCAACUGACAAUGAAACAUUUUCUGUUUUGACUGACGAGUUGAAUGUUACAUUUUCUAAGAUUAAUGGUUCUAUAUUACAGAUAAGGAGUUUGAAGACAAAAAGACCAUUUUUACGUGGUCCUUCCAAUAUGUUUGAAUUUUAUGAAGACAGAUCCAUUCAUUGGCCAGCGUGGGAUAUACAGUUAUUCCACAAAGAAAUGCCUUUGAAAGCUCCGAAAUUCUUGAACUAUUCAAUUGAAAACAACUCAAUCCAACUGAGUUACAUCAUUUGCGAUGAACCUGAAUGCAACAUCGAAAACGAAAACUGCCAUGGAUACAAGAACACAAGAUAUCUAAAGAGAAAAUCUAAAACAGAAGCUAAAAACGAAACUAAAAUUGAAAAAGUUUCAGAAAUUAAUGGAACUGAUUCUAAAAAUGUUACAGAACUUAAUGAAUCUAUUACAGAAAACAAUACAGAAAAUAAAGUUAAUGAUGAGAAAAUUAAUAAAAAUAUUACUGAAAUUAUCGAAGACAAUGAAGAUAAAAAUAAUAAAGAAAUUAAAGAAAAAAGUGACGAAAAUAAUAAAGAAAUUAAAGAAAAAAGUGACGAAAAUAAUAAAGAAAUUAAAGAAAAAAGUGACAAAGACGAUAAAGAUAAUGAUAAGAAGAAUGAGACAGAACAUUCAGGAGAGAGUUGUGAAGAUAAACCAGAUGAAGAAAAUGACUCUUUCAAGGUUACAAUUAUCAAUCAAACAAUUUAUUUCAGAGAAAAAGGUGUCAUUGAUUUUGUCACUUUUGUUGAUUGGCAUGAACACGAUAAACUUCUUAAGAUAUUAUAUCAAACAAACAUCAGAUCCAAGAGUGCCAAAUACGGCACACAAUUCGGUCAUCACGAAAGACCAACGCAUGGAAAUUUGCCACAAGACAUGGCGAUGUUUGAAGUCAAUGGAAAAUGGGCUGAUUAUUCAGAUUCCACAGGAGGAAUCUAUAUAACAUCUGAUUCUAAAUAUGGAAACGAUAUCCACGAAGGUGACUUGAGAAUGAGUUUGUUGAAAGCACCACUUCAAACUGAUAUGUGGGCAGAUUACGGAAGAAGAGAAUUCACUUACAGAAUGAUGUUCCAUGAUAAAGAAGAAAAUAUUGAGUUCCAGAGACAGAAUCUGGAUCUUGUAACAGAUUUUGUUAUAGCUAACUAUGAACAGCCAAAUACAACAUUGAGUUUGGACGAUUUGCCAAUGGAGGCACAAUUUGUGAAUAUUACAGGAAAUGUCAUUUUAGAUACCCUUAAAUUGAGUGAGGACGAAAAAGGAAUUGUUGUCAGAGUCUUCGAAGCGAAUGGUGGAUGGACAGAGUGCAGUUUAUCAUUCCCGUUGUUGAACAGAAAGAAUUGGAAGAUUGUUCCUUGCAAUUUGCUUGAAAAAGAAGUUAAAUACGAAUUUAAUGUAGACGAAAGCAAGUCUUAUCUUUCUUUCUCUUUCGAAAUAGAAACAUUUAAGAUAUUAUCUUUCAAACUUGAACGUGUUGAGGAAUAA
Trichomonas vaginalis G3 is the source of this 3702-nucleotide messenger RNA. Its product is annotated as glycosyl hydrolase. Gene Ontology annotation, biological process: mannose metabolic process; oligosaccharide catabolic process. The coding region runs from base 1 to 3702 and encodes 1233 amino acids. Lineage: Eukaryota; Parabasalia; Trichomonadida; Trichomonadidae. The transcript has a single exon. Gene Ontology annotation, molecular function: carbohydrate binding; alpha-mannosidase activity. The record is from RefSeq and is a predicted model, not a curated record.